Messenger RNA from Mauremys mutica (yellowpond turtle), 3009 nucleotides. It is a transcript of the gene PRPF39, whose product is annotated as pre-mRNA processing factor 39. NCBI's taxonomy places the organism in Eukaryota, Metazoa, Chordata, Testudines, Geoemydidae. Gene Ontology annotation, biological process: mRNA 5'-splice site recognition; RNA processing. Gene Ontology annotation, cellular component: U1 snRNP; commitment complex; U2-type prespliceosome. Gene Ontology annotation, molecular function: protein binding. The coding region runs from base 582 to 2228 and encodes 548 amino acids. The transcript has 13 exons. The record is from RefSeq and is a predicted model, not a curated record.
UGCUGCAGUACGUAGAGCAGGAGAACCACUUGCUGGCUGCCAGGAAAGCAUUUGACAGAUUUUUCACACAUUAUCCAUAUUGCUAUGGAUAUUGGAAAAAGUAUGCAGACCUUGAAAAGCGACAUGACAACAUUAAACAGUCUGAUGAGGUACGUUGGUAGCUGGAUAUAGCUAUCACCAUUUGGUCCUGUAAGCCAAAUGAUGACUAAACCACUGCAAGUCAUUUUGGCUGCCAGUACCUACCAUAUAUGGUCAGAUUUAUAGGGAUUUUGUUUGCAUUUGUCACUUUUUUUUGUGGCAUUUGUAGCUAAUAUUUUCUCUCUUUGUUGGCAGGUGCGUUAAACCUCUACAGUUUGUCAAGCUUUGCAGUGCAAGCCUCUGUAUUACACUGCAGCUUAACAAGUAGGGCAGGGCUUUUCUGUCACUUACAUUUAUUUCUCAUUUUCAAAACAAUAUAGUUGGUUUGCUGGUCACAAUUGCUACAUCUUAUUGCAUUUUUGGUCAGACGCUGUCAAUGAUGCUCUAAUGGGUCUGUGCCCUAUGGUCUGUACCCCAAAGCCUGCCCACACAACCUGGUCAGAAUGCAGGGACCGCUGCGCUUUGAAGAUCAAGACUCUGCACGUGGAGAUCAGAACAUUGCCAUGUUCUAUCCAACCUCCACCCAAAUGGUAUAUCGGAGAGGGCUACAGGCAAUACCUCUUAGUGUUGAUCUUUGGAUACAUUAUAUAAACUUCUUAAAAGAGACACUGGAUCCUGUUGACCCUGAAAUUAAUAAUACCGUAAGAGGAGCCUAUGAACAUGCAGUCUUAGCUGCAGGGACAGAUUUCCGCUCUGACAGACUAUGGGAAAUGUAUAUAAAUUGGGAAAAUGAACAGGGCAACCUACGAGAAGUUACAGCUAUAUAUGAUCGUAUCCUGGGGAUUCCAACGCAGCUUUAUAGCCAUCAUUUCCAGAGGUUUAAAGAAUACAUACAAAAUAAUUUGCCUCGAGACCUUCUAACUCCUGAGCAGUUUAUUCAGCUGCGCCGGGAAUUGGCGUCUGUCAAUGGCCAUAGUGGGGAUGAUGCACCACCCGGAGAUGACCUUCCUACUGGAAUUGAGGACAUAACUGACCCUGCAAAGCUAAUCACUGAAAUAGAAAACAUGAGACAUAGAAUCCAAGAGAUUCAUCAAGAAAUGUUCAAUCACAAUGAACAUGAAGUCAGCAAGAGGUGGACCUUUGAAGAAGGAAUAAAACGACCGUACUUCCAUGUAAAACCUUUGGAGAAAGCCCAGUUGAAAAACUGGAAAGAAUACUUAGAGUUUGAGAUAGAAAAUGGGACUCACGAGCGCGUUGUAGUCCUCUUUGAAAGAUGUGUUAUUUCAUGUGCCCUCUAUGAGGACUUCUGGAUUAAGUAUGCCAAGUAUAUGGAGAAUCACAGUAUUGAAGGAGUGAGACAUGUCUACAGCAGGGCCUGUACAAUACAUCUUCCUAAGAAACCAAUGGUUCAUAUGCUAUGGGCUGCCUUUGAAGAACAGCAGGGGAACAUCAAUGAAGCAAGAAGAAUUUUGAAAACAUUUGAAGAGUGUGUUCUGGGACUUGCAAUGGUUCGCUUGCGAAGAGUUAGCUUAGAGCGCCGACAUGGAAACAUGGAAGAAGCUGAACACCUGCUUCAGGAAGCUGUUAAGAAUGCUAAAUCAAGCAGUGAAUCGUCAUUUUAUGCCAUCAAACUAGCUCGACAUCUUUUCAAAGUUCAGAAGAACCUUCCAAAAGCAAGAAAAGUGCUGUUGGAAGCCAUUGAGAGAGACAAAGAGAACACUAAAUUGUAUCUCAACUUACUUGAAAUGGAGUAUAGUGGGGAUCUUAAGCAAAAUGAAGAAAACAUCCUCACAUGUUUUGACAAAGCUGUCAAUGGUGCAUUGUCUAUAAAAAUGAGGAUUACAUUUUCUCAACGAAAAGUGGAAUUUCUGGAAGAUUUUGGUUCUGACGUCAACAAGCUUUUGGAUGCCUAUGAUGAACAUCAAACACUUCUAAAAGAGCAGGAUUCUUUAAAAAGGAAAGCUGAAAAUGGCUCGGGGGAACCAGAUGAGAAGAAAGCACAUACAGAUGAUGUGACGUUGGCAUCUACCCAAAUGAUGGAUGGAGACAUGCAAGCUAAUCAGGCUGCAUAUAAUUAUAAUGCAUGGUAUCAGUACAACUACCAGAAUGCAUGGAAUUAUGGACAGUAUUAUGCACCCCCUCCAACCUGAUCAGAAGAGAGACUGGAGUUCAUUGUGGUGUUUCAGCAAAGAUGGAGUAUGGAAAAUAUAUUUUUUUAAAUUAGGGAUGUGAACAAAUGAACUAUUGUAAUACCUGCAGUUUUGUCUUUUUGCAUGUGAAACGAGCCCAUGUUCACAGGGUACGUGAAGCAAGAUUUGUGUGUUAGUAGAUACAUCGAUCGCUGUACACUGCUAGUUACCAUAAAUGCAACUUUAUUUCCCACACUAACUUAUGGAAAAAUUAUCUGGAGGCUUUUUUUGUUCUGUUGUUUUGAGUCAGCAUUGCUUCAGUAGGUAUUUUUAAAUCCUUCAAGCUACAAUCUUCUUUUAAGCAAUGAGGAAAUUCUGAUGUCCAGUGUUUGUCACAGUAGCCAAUACAGGAGAUGAACGGUAUGGAAAGGUCUAUGAACAUGAGCAGCCCCCUUUAAUUUUUUUCAUCUUUACCUGCUCUCCUCUUCACCAUCCAAAAACCUCAUUUCCUACCUGGCUCCCCCUGUGAAAUUUUUCAUGGUCCCAGUGAGCAGUGCCCUAAUGAGUCUGUUUAUUGCCAUGAUCAUAACAUUUGAAAGUUGUGUAUUUUAUAUUUUACAUGGGGUCACAAAUUAAAUGUAGUGCAAAAUGGUUGCAUCCCUUUUUUAAAAAGGCACUGAAACGAUGGUGUUUGGGGUGGAUGUUUGUAAUUUAGAAUUCUCAUGUACAAGUUGUGAGUAAACUUUUUCAUUUUGAUUAAAGUGAUCAUUCUCUUUUGUAAUAAAACCAAGGAAUUCAGUAA